AUGUCGCACGAAGAGGAGCUCGAGAAGGAUCUCUCGCACAUCCACUGGUCGUGGCCCGAGGCCAUUGCUGCCAACCCGGCUCGGUCACUCGCAAACUCGGACCUGGCGAUGGACUAUUUCGCAUUCUCGCCAUUCUGGGACUCGAAGAGUAACAACAAUGUCCUGCGGACCCAGCGUCGCGUCGAGAACCCAGGCUACGGCCAUGCCGAGGAGAAGGUCGAGCUCACCGCCUUCCGCACGGGGUUUGAAUACAUUGUCGCACACGCACGCGCGCCCGACGUGUUUGUGAUCCACCAGCGUCCCGUGGUCCGCGACGGCUCGCGGGGGCCCGUGUCCCACGCCUACUUUAUUAUCCAGGACAAGAUCUACAUGGCGCCCAACCUGCACGACGUGGCUGCUAUGCGGCUGCGGAACGCGCUGCACCUCGUCGAGCGGACGUUUGACGCGCUCGAACGCGCGCGCCCGUCGGCCAACCCCCGUGCCGGGGCUGCGUGGCGCGCGAUACCCAAGACGGAGAAGGAGAAGAACAAGGACAAGAAGGACGGGGAGGGCGACGAGGGAGCAGGGGGAAAGGACGGGGACGGGGACGCAACGAUGGACGAGGCGACCGGCACGCCAGCUGCCAAGGGCAAGGAUGUGUCGAGCAACGACAAGGAGGCCGACGACAUCGCUAGCGUCGGUUCUGGGUCCGGGUCCGCGUCUGCGUCCAAGCAGGCCGGACCUGACUGGCACCUCUUCCACGCCCUCGCGUCGACGCGCGCGGCCCUCGGCGACUUGGACGCUCUUGCCGCCGCCCCCGCGCCACUGUACGACACCUUUGCGGAGGCGCGGGCACUCGAGGCUGCUGCGUUGGCGUCGUUGGGCCGUGUCCCGCAACAACCGCAACAGCUGCAACAGCAACAGCAACCCCAGCAGCAGCAGUUGGCUGGGCCGGGCGGCGGGCUCGGGCUGACUCCUGCUGGCACGGCGGCGCCGACGCCGCUGGGUCGGAGGAUGAGUACCCUCGCUCCCAGCCUGGCUGGCGAGUCGCCCGUGGCCUAG
Apiotrichum porosum is the source of this 1041-nucleotide messenger RNA. It is a transcript of the gene MED6, whose product is annotated as Mediator of RNA polymerase II transcription subunit 6. The transcript is spliced from 3 exons. Gene Ontology annotation, molecular function: transcription coactivator activity. Gene Ontology annotation, biological process: regulation of transcription by RNA polymerase II. NCBI's taxonomy places the organism in Eukaryota, Fungi, Basidiomycota, Tremellomycetes, Trichosporonales, Trichosporonaceae. Gene Ontology annotation, cellular component: core mediator complex; mediator complex. Bases 1 to 1041 code for a protein of 346 amino acids. The record is from RefSeq and is a predicted model, not a curated record.